AACAUAUACAAAUCUUGACUGGAGCACCAUGAUUGCUUCAUCCCUGCAUCAGGCAAGACUUUUCAUGCAGUGGGGAGGUGUGACUGUGGUGCAAAAAAGUAGUGAGGAAGGAGGUGGUGAUUCGCUUUUUUUUGUCUCCGCACUCUGAUUUCAUCCCCGCCGACCCAUCGAGAGGGAUUGCCUACCUCCUCUUAUCAUGGGAAAGUCAAGAAAAAGCGGCCAAAAGAAAAGCGGACGCCCCAAUCAGCCGCCUCAACGCAAUGGGUCGUCUGGCGACACUCCACAAUCCACGCCAUUCCAGCCAUUGAACAUGUUUUACCCCCAACACCAAUACGCCGCCAUUCCCGAAACCGCAUCGGAUUCCGAUUCCCAUCACAGUAGUCAUCGUCAAAGCAAUGGCCAAGAUUCUCGGCCUAGUUAUUUCACCACGUCGCCUCGUCGCAUGGACGCAGACGAUAUUUUGAUCGAUAUGCGCAACAAGGACAGUAGUCAUCCAAAUAUGCGUGAAACUGAAAGAGUGGAACCUGCGAAUAUGUAUAAUUCGGAUGUCGAUACGGCCGGGUCAACGCACAGUUCAGUGGAAGGGGAUGUAUGUUUUCCUACCCCGAGUAAGAAGGAAGAAGGUGGCAUCGAUUACGAAGCGUUAGAUAAUUACGUGAGAUGCGAAUGCGAACAAUUGCAAGCAGCCAAAGAUACCUGUGAUAUGGUCAAUGGCCACCGACAACGACGGCGGCGGUUAUCGACCAUGCAGACAUUCGAUACAAGACGAUACAGCCUUUACGGUGACAGGAUGAAGCAUCCCGAGGCCAGUGACUCGGAUCAUUUUCGAUUCAGUUAUUACUCACCUGCCGAACCGUCGACGAUUCACGCUCGCACAAUCAGCGAGAUCCCCACCAAAGACGAGAAACUAAGCGACAUGCUGAAAAGGGGGUGUUUCUGGAUCGAUGUGCUGAACCCCACCGAUUCAGAAAUGAAGGCACUUAGUCAGAUAUUUCGCAUUCAUCCUUUGACGACGGAAGACAUAACCAUGGAAGAACAACGGGAAAAAUGCGAAGUGUUUUACAAUUACUAUUUCAUCUGUUUCCGCAGCUUUGAACAAGAUCAGCUCAGUGCCAACUACCUUCAACCAUUAGCGAUCUAUAUCAUUGUAUUCAAAGAAGGCGUGCUAAGUUUCCAUUUUCGACCGAUGCCCCAUCCGAACAAUGUCCGAAAACGAAUAAAGCAACUGAAGGAUUAUAUCAACGUUACACCAGAUUGGAUUUGUUACGGCGUCCUUGAUGAUAUCACCGACUCGUUUGCGCCUUUGAUCCGAGCCAUUGAAUUUGAAGUGGAUUCUAUUGAUGAACUCGUCUUGAUCUUGAAAGAGUCUGAGCAAUCCGACAUGCUGAGGCGGAUUGGCUAUUGCCGCAAACGAAUGAUGGGCUUAUUAAGAUUACUGGUAUCCAAAGCAGACGUGGUCAAGACGCUGAUCAAACGGGGAGAAGUCAAACCAGUGGAAGGCACACGACCGGCCCUAAGUAAUGAAGUCUCACUCUAUCUGGGAGACGUCCAAGAUCACAUCAUCACCAUGCUCCAGUCACUCAAUCAUUACGAAAAGAUAUCAUCACGAUCGCACUCCAAUUACCUCGCCCAAGUUUCCAUCGAGAUGACGCAAACGAAUAAUGAGAUCAACGACGUCUUAUCCAAACUGACCGCACUAGGAAGUGUGCUUGUUCCAAUGAAUCUUGUCACUGGUUUGUGGGGAAUGAACGUCCAGGUGCCAGGCCAGUAUCAGGAAGAUUUGACUUGGUUCACUUGUAUUCUAUGUUCCAUCUUAGCGUUCUGUGCCGCUUCCACCUUGGUGAUGCGCCAUUACAACAUUGUAUAAAAAAAGCGACUUUCUCUCCACCCGUUCUAAAUAGAGCUCAAUUUGCGUUCAUUUCAUUCACCAUUUUUUGGGUUAUCGCACAAUGAUGUACAGUAUACUACCAAACAUCCUUUAUGAUAAAAAAACAAUUCCAUACCACACACUUUACUAUUGCGCCAACGGCAAGACUCCGCACAGCAUCUCACGCCAUCUUUUCCCGCCCAGUUCCCGCGGCCAAAAAGAUGCCCCGCUAUUCG
Radiomyces spectabilis is the source of this 2103-nucleotide messenger RNA. RefSeq lists its product as uncharacterized. Gene Ontology annotation, molecular function: magnesium ion transmembrane transporter activity. NCBI's taxonomy places the organism in Eukaryota, Fungi, Mucoromycota, Mucoromycetes, Mucorales, Radiomycetaceae. Bases 197 to 1867 code for a protein of 556 amino acids. Gene Ontology annotation, biological process: intracellular magnesium ion homeostasis; magnesium ion transmembrane transport. The record is from RefSeq and is a predicted model, not a curated record. Gene Ontology annotation, cellular component: membrane. The transcript is spliced from 8 exons.